Paramecium pentaurelia is the source of this 327-nucleotide messenger RNA. The record is from the annotation of a GenBank genome assembly. NCBI's taxonomy places the organism in Eukaryota, Ciliophora, Oligohymenophorea, Peniculida, Parameciidae.
AAUGAAUAAUAAUGAAGCAAAACCAUAAACACAUUAGGCUAAAGCAAGAUUAAAGGCUGCUAGAUCUAUUUUUGAAUUAGCUGACACUAAUAAAGAUGGUUUCAUUACUUUUGAUGAAGUAUUAUUAAAUUUAUUAUAAAGGUACCAAAAUUGUUAAUUGAAACAAAUAAGUUGAUUUCAGAAGAGAAAUAUGUGCCUACUAACGAGGAAAUAGAAAGUUGGAUUAAAAUGACAGAUUUAAAUAAGGAUAAGAAGGUUAGUAUACAUGAAUUUGAAGUUUUAAUAUUAAAAGCCCUUCAAGCUUAAGGAAUUGAUUUAGAUGGAUGA